AUGGCAGCUGAAAAAGUAUCAGAAGACUAUUUUUGGCGAUCUUGCAGAGUUGACUUUUUCAGAUUUACCAAUAUUGUCUGUGUGAGCAGAGGGGAGAGCGGCCACCGCCGCUGCCGCUUCCACCACAGAAAUCAAGAUGACUACCAGCUGGUGCGAAAAUUAGGCCGAGGUAAAUACAGUGAAGUAUUUGAAGCUAUCAACAUCACAAAUAAUGAAAAAGUUGUUGUUAAAAUUCUCAAGCCAGUAAAAAAGAAGAAAAUUAAGCGUGAAAUAAAGAUUUUGGAGAAUUUGAGAGGAGGUCCCAACAUCAUCACACUGGCAGACAUUGUAAAAGACCCUGUGUCACGAACCCCCGCCUUGGUUUUUGAACACGUAAACAACACAGACUUCAAGCAAUUGUACCAGACAUUAACAGACUACGAUAUUCGAUUUUACAUGUAUGAGAUUCUGAAGGCCCUGGAUUAUUGUCACAGCAUGGGAAUUAUGCAUAGAGAUGUGAAGCCCCAUAAUGUCAUGAUUGAUCAUGAGCACAGAAAGCUUCGACUAAUAGACUGGGGUUUGGCUGAGUUUUAUCAUCCUGGCCAAGAAUAUAAUGUCCGAGUGGCUUCCCGAUACUUCAAAGGUCCUGAGCUACUUGUAGACUAUCAGAUGUAUGAUUAUAGCUUGGAUAUGUGGAGUUUGGGUUGUAUGCUGGCAAGUAUGAUCUUUCGGAAGGAGCCAUUUUUCCAUGGACAUGACAAUUAUGAUCAGUUGGUGAGGAUAGCCAAAGUUCUGGGGACAGAAGAUUUAUAUGACUAUAUUGACAAAUACAACAUUGAAUUAGACCCACGUUUCAAUGAUAUCUUGGGCAGACACUCUCGAAAGCGAUGGGAACGCUUUGUCCACAGUGAAAAUCAGCAUCUUGUCAGCCCUGAGGCCUUGGAUUUCCUGGACAAACUGCUGCGAUAUGACCACCAGUCACGGCUUACUGCAAGAGAGGCCAUGGAGCACCCCUAUUUCUACACUGUUGUGAAGGACCAGGCUCGAAUGGGUUCGUCUAGCAUGGCAGGGGGCAGCACGCCUGUCAGCAGCGCCAAUAUGAUGUCAGGGAUUUCUUCAGUGCCAACCCCUUCACCCCUUGGACCUCUGGCAGGCUCACCAGUGAUUGCUGCUGCCAACACCCUUGGGAUGCCUGUUCCAGCUGCCGCUGGCGCUCAGCAGUAACAGCUCUGUCUCCUGAUGCCUGAGCAGAGGUGGGGGAGUCCACCCUCCUUGAUGCAGCUUGCGCCUGGCGGGGAGGGGUGAAACACUUCAGAAGCACCGUGUCUGAACCGUUGCUUGUGGAUUUAUAGUAGUUCAGUCAUAAAAAAAAAAUUAUAAUAAAAAAAAAAAAA
Messenger RNA from Saimiri boliviensis boliviensis (Bolivian squirrel monkey), 1373 nucleotides. Lineage: Eukaryota; Metazoa; Chordata; Mammalia; Primates; Cebidae. The record is from RefSeq and is a predicted model, not a curated record.